Podarcis lilfordi (Lilford's wall lizard) is the source of this 16769-nucleotide messenger RNA. Lineage: Eukaryota; Metazoa; Chordata; Lepidosauria; Squamata; Lacertidae. The record is from the annotation of a GenBank genome assembly.
CCUUUCCCUUGACCCCGCCUCACGAGGCGGGGCCUGUGGCCGGCAGGCCGGCUCUUAAGCGCCGUGGGCCGGCUGGCGUGAAGGCGAGAGCGCAGCCAUGGCCGAGGCGGAUCCUAGCUCCUUCGCGUCGCCCGGCUGUUGCCGCACCCACCACCUCCACCUGCGCUGCCGCGUGGACUUCGCCAGCCGCUCGCUGAGGGGAACCGCGGCCCUCACCGUGAGGGCGGAGAGGGACAGCCUGCGCCGACUGGUAACUUCUUCCCUGGACGGGCGGGGCUCUAGGUCUGUAGGGAGAGGGGAAGACCGGCCGUCCUCCGUCGUGGAGCCGGCAGGAGGGCAGGCCCCUCUGUGGGGCGGAGGGCGACGGCCGCCCCAGAGGGAAACCGGAAGGAACCCCGGGAAGCCGCACCGGCUGGAAAGUUACUGGGUGACACCUUCUCCUUUGACGCCUCCUUCGUCCCAAGAUAAUAUCUCUUUCUCCCUCCUCCUACCUGUGGGCGCGUUUAUCUUGGAGGAACUUCCUUUGGAGCAGUGGUUCCCAACCUUUUUUUGGCCAUGCCCCUCCUAAGUAUCUCUAAAAUCCUGAUUGCCCCCCCGUGACGUAUAGUUUAUUAUUCAAAAAUUGAACUCCUGUUCCCGUGGAGGAAGCCUAAAAGGCCACUAACUUGGUCUAAACAAGCUUCCAAAUUGCCCCCCUAUGGGGCAUGUGCCCCGCAUUGGGAAUCACAGCUUUGGAGGAAACGGGCGGAGGGAUUGUGCGCAAAGCUGGCUUGGGCUUCUGUUUUAAGUUGGUUUGUCUUAAGCAGAUGCUCUUGAGGCUGGCGACUUUCUCUCGUGGCUGCAGCAUUUGCAUUUUGUUUCCUUGGAAGUUGUACUUUGUCACGCUGGUAUGGUAGGUGCUUGCAAAAGCAAGUUCCUCAAGGGCUUCUCUCUCUAAACUUAAGUGGCCGAGUCCUUGAUAAAGAACUGGCAGCGAUUGCUAAAAUCUUUCGGUUGAUUUGAAGUUGGAGAGAUCGCUGGAUGUUCUAAAUUGUAAACAAAGAUCCAAGUCAAGUUUCUCAGUAAAGAGAAUCAAGACUUGCAUACCAGUCUGUCAGUUUCUGGGAUACUGUCCCUAAUGAUUACACAAUAUCCAAAAAAUACUUAAUGCACUUCAGGGACUGAUAUACUUUACUUGGUGCUGCUGUUGUGUAAAUAAAUGUAUGAUUUAUAAUAGUUUCUUUUACAAGUUGACUCUCCUGGCCACAUAAAUGGGUUACACCUGGCCAAAAAAAAAUCUUAAGUGUCUUUGUUCCAUCAGCUGUUUAGUACUUUGGAACAAUGCGAGUUUCUGUUCUUUGUAAGUACUUGAAGGCACGGAGACUUAAGAUUGUUGAAUGAACAGAACAUUUAAAGUGAAAUACAGCUAACUCUAGAUACUGUGUUUUCCUACAUCUUAAAAACAGAUGUAGAAAACUGGCCACAAUAUAGCUGGAAUUGUGUAGCUCUGAAGCAGAUAAUUGUUUGUGCUGUGCAGAUAAAGCUUUGCAAGGUGCUUGUCUUGUAUUCAUAUAGCACCUAGAGAUUGAUAGCACUGACUAUUCUGAAAAUUGAGCUGGUCAGUCCCCUUUGUCUUGGCAACAUAAUCCUUUUGCAUGACUAUGAGGAAAAGCCUGUUAACAACAUGCAAGGAAAGGCUGGGCUACAUUUUUGAGCCUUUGUAAAUGUCUGUUUCUUUGGGAAUUUAUGAACAGAUAGAAUUUAUACUGGCCAUAUGGCCAUUUAAAAUAUUGAAUAUAUUGAUUCAAUUUUCAAUAUAUAUUAGUGCGUUUGUCAAUAAUAGCUCAUGAACUCACUUACAGGUUUUGGACACAAAGGAUCUAACAAUACACAAAGUGGUUGUCAAUAAGCAAGAUGCACAAUUUGUUCUUGGGGAACGUCAUAGCUUCAAAGGAGCACCGCUGGAAAUCACGCUACCUUUUGAGUUGGGAAAGUAUGUGUGUUCAGUUUAUCCUCCUUUUCUGGUCUCUUGAUGAUCUGAUCUUAAAAUGUGCUAGAUUAAGAGGCCGUGUCAUGCUAAACUAGCAGUUGUGCUUGUGUAAUAUUGUAGCAUAUGACAUGAUGCCAGACUUGAAGAAAUUUGCUUAAGAGUCUGGCAAAAUAUACUUACUUUGGGCCCGUAUAGGUUUUUUCUUGCUAUAAAACCUGAUAAGACUUGUUCCUUGAGGUAGUUAGGACUCAAUGUCCUGAAAUUCUAAUAUACACCAGUCAAUGUAUUUGUGAGUUGGGGCUACUGUUGCUCAUGCACGAACAACUUUGUAGUUGUUUGAAUGGAAGAUUAUUUGCCCACUACAUAUUCUUCAUUAACAUAAUUAAAUUGCUUGGCUGUUAAAAUUUUAAGAAAACGACUGCCUAAGUUUGUCCCUAAAUUUGCAGUUACAAAUUUAAAAGUUAGAACUUUCCAAAGGUGAUGGAGGUAUCACAUCUGAAUGCACACUAUUCCAAUAUUCACAGGGGGCAAGAUGUGGUUGUAGAGAUCACUUUUGAAACGUCUCCAAGGUCUUCAGCACUCCAGUGGUUCACUCCAGAGCAGACAUCGGGGAAAAGGCACCCAUUUCUCUUCAGUCAGUGUCAGGUGAGCAAACCAUUGUUUUCCUUCUCUGCUAUGGGCAACCUUUUCCCACAUGUUACUUAUAGUUUUGUGUAUCCUGCACUGCUUCCACUUGGCCAAACGGUGCCUGUCAACUGAAAUCACUUGAGCCAAGACUGUCUGCCACAGACUCUCUUAAAGUAUAUAUCAUACAAUCUUACAGUGUAUUGGGGGAGUGAGUAGCAGUCUGUAAAGGCUCUCAGGAUCCCAUUGUGUGAUAACUUCCCAUUGCAUAGUGGGUACAUUGGCUGGGUGCAAAGGCAUAAAAGACCUUGGUUAUAUUGGAGCUGAAGAACUGAUGAACUGAUCCUGGUUCUUGCAUAUCUGAAGAAAUUGAACAUUCUUUAAAAGUAGUUUUAUGACCUGGUGGCUAAGAGAACAGGGUCAUUGUGUCUUGCAAAUCUUGUGUACUAUCUUCUAAAUGUCAGACAUUUAUGGUUCAACACAUUUGUAUGAACUAUAAUACUAAGUGCAACUGUUAAUAGGGUUGUAAUUCUUUACCAAAGGUCAGAAAUAAGCUGAUAAUAGUGUUGAACAAGAUUUGCAAAACAAAAUCGUUUUGAUACUUAGAACAUCAAACCAUUUAAUUUCCACCAAAGUCAAUUGAUGAUGGAGGUGCUGUCUAGACUUUCCCUGUGGUCUUCUGGAGAUGAGCAGUAAAGGGAGAAAACUUUACCCAUUUCCUAAAGUCCUUGUACUGGGGUAUGAAAAUAACUUAGUAGAGCCAUUCCUGUAAGGAGCUUGCUUUAGAUCGAUCCAUUAGGUGCAGGAUGAAGCAGAUGUAGGAUGUGCUACCAGGUAAAUUCAGAGAAGCUCAUAGAAUUACACAGGAACAGAUAUGGUAGGGAGGGGAAUGCUUGAUAGUUGCUGAAUUUUUGGAUAAAACACUUUUUGGGGGAAAAGUCUAGGAAAUUUCCUGUUCAGUUUUUCCCCAGAAAACCCAUAUCAUUGGUUACUGCCUUUUUACGAUUACUUGGAAGCAUGUAUGUUGUAUAAAGUUCUGGAGGGUGCUCUGUUAUGACAUUCUUGAAGCAAUGUUUAUAAUGUGGUGAGGCAAUCACAAAUAGUACAUGUGCUUGUGAUCUUACUGGUCCACUUGCUUUUCAAACUUCAAAUUGCCUUCUAAACUAAGGGGCAUUUGAUUGGUAGACUGCAUUAGGGAAUGUGAAAUGUAUAUAUGAAUUUGAAGCAGGCACAUGAGCCUAAUUAAAUUGUGCCUAGAUGUGGUUACUUGGGGGUAUUAUGCUUUUAAUGGUAGCAGUGUAGUGCAAAACUUAAAUGUAAUAUUAAAAAAGUGUUCCUUGUGCAUUACUAUAUUUUCCUGUAAGAAUAGCAGCCUGUAAUCUGUGUCACUUUGUUUUUUAGGCCACACACUGCAGAGCUGUUCUUCCCUGCCAGGACACUCCUUCAGUGAAGCUAACAUACUAUGCAGAAGUAGGUGAACCUGAAAGCUUUGUACCCCUGAGGUGCAAACUUGGCUCUCUUAUUUAGCAGUCAUGCAUAAUCUCAAUUAGUGUAUUGGUAUUCAUUAAAACCCUGCCACCAAACUGUGCAACUUGAGUGGACAUGCAGACAAAAAACCUGAAAAUGUACAGCAAAAAACUCUUGCAUUCUUUGCAGGUACCCAAUUGUUAUUUUGUUCGUAAAGCUUUGGUGCACAAAUUUAAGUGUCUACUACUUUAUAAGAUUCCAGCUAGUUGCCUUAUCGUGCUCUAUCUGGAAGGUGCCACUGUCUUUCAACAAAUAGAUGGGGUUUGGAGAACUAGGUGUUAGUACAGACCCGUGUGCUCUGCGUGCUGAUGUCACUCGUGCAUGUUGCAGGGCAUGUGGACGCCCCAUGGUGUGUGUGCAGGGCCACUGUAGAACUUGGGGAGGCUUGGCCCCCACGGCUCCGCAUAGAUGGUGCGCCUGUACAGACCAAACAGUAAGAUUCUUGCUUAAUCAAACUUGUCCAUUUCUAUAAAUUAUGGCUUAUGAAGCCAGGAUAGUUAUUUGAUCUGGAGCCACUCUUGAAUAUGCAGAAAACCAGUUGGUUAGCCUCCAUUGUAAGAGGGCGCCAUGGAAUAGGUUUUGACAGAUUUAAUUUGCAAUGUUGGAAAUAAAAUAAUACUUUGUUCCAUGGAGGAUGGCCCAGCAGGUGAGAAACCCUGCCAUCUAGUGUCCAAAGGCAGGAAAAUUGACUUCUGGAAGCAGCUGGUCUUGUGCGUCCCUUUUCCUGCCUUUUGUGGUUUCUCUUUUUAGCUUCAGUUUUUUUCUUUCAAGUGGAUUUUUUUCCUUUGACUGCUUCUCUCUCCUGGGUUUGGGUGAGUGUGGAAGAAAUGUUUGUAUGUAAAAGUGACUCUGUUUGAAUCCAACAAGCACUUGUCAAGCUGUCUGUUUGUUCUAGUACUUGGCAGAAACUGCUUAGGAUUCAUAACACAGGAAUCUUAACAAAUCGGCUAAAGUAAAUUGGCUGAGUAGAAGUUUUUCCCACUAUAAGCUUACUGUAAAACCAAUUUCUAUCUUCAGGGAAAUCCUUAAAGAAAAUAGUGCUAAAUAAAGGAGGCUUGAAGAUGUUUGUUUUCCCAGCCCAAGGAAGCCAAGCUCUCUGGCUUUGAAAACUUUCUUCUGAAAUUGUGCUUAUGCUCCACGACAUAAGUCCUUUGAACAAUUGAGCCAUUCAGUGAGCUGGGUAGAGUUUGAUUUAUUUGCUUAUCAUCAGACUUGCAUGGCAAAUUUGCAUCAGAUAAUUAGGAACAUAUGAAGCUGCUUCAUACAGUAUCAGAAUUUGGGUCCUUCUAGCUCAGUAUCGCUUGCAUCAGGGUUGGGGAACCAGUUUCAGCCCAUAGCCACAUUCCUAUCUGGACAACCUUCCAGCGGCCACAUGCUAGUGAUUGGCAGGGCUGGAGGCAAAAGUGGGCAGAACAACACUGUGAAUGUUACCUUUGCACAGUAAGCUAGUUCCUUUAUACUUUUACAUCCCUCUCUAUCCUCCAUCCAUGAAAGCUUUAUCAGAGUUUGAAGACACAUUCCAGCAAGGCAAAAACAGUCAAGGAGGUUGCAGAGAAAGUCUGGUCAGGGGUGUUGCUCAGGAGGGUGUGGCUUGGGGGUGGUUCUCCUAGCAUUCAGACAAGUGACUCUCCCAGUCCUGCCUGGAGAUUUCAAGAACUGGACUUGAAAUUGUAAAGCAUGUUCUCUCUCACUGAGCCACAACUUCUUCCCUAAAAGAAUGGGCACACUGACAGCAGUCACUUGGCUGCAUCUUCAACAUCUCAGACUGAUCUGGGCCCUGGACAAGGGUUUCUGGAGGGGCCAGUGGGAUAAUUAUGUAUCAGUAGAGAAUGGCCACAGACAGGUUUCAUGUAAAUUAGUUGCCAAAGCCUGCACCUCAGCAGUAGGAGCCGUGGAGUGCCUUGAACUCAUUGCUUUCCUAAACCUGAAAACAAGAGGAUCUGGCAGGUGACAAGUCAUGUAUAGACUGGACCACAUGACAUCUCCCCAAUCUGGCCUUAAGAAAAAUCUGAGAAAAGCAGGCAUGUCUUUCCAAGAUCCAUGCAAAUAUCAUAGUUUGGAUAAAAGGAUUAAGAAUGCAUGCAUGAAGUACAUUUUUAAAAAAAACUUGCCCUUCUUCCUUCCCACUUCCUUUAAAUUCCUAUAAAUGUUAAUUGUUAUUGAUACAAAAUACAAAUGCAUGUUACUAUGCAUCAUUUCAUAUCUGCAAUUAUUGCAAUAAUUUUGAUAGAUACACUUUGAUACAACUUUGUUAAUAUAUUCAGAAAUGUUUAUUUUAAUUUUAUGUAAUUGUUGCAUGUCAUAUGCUCUAGUGUAAACAAAGGUAGAUGGAUAUAUCAAUGCUGCAGCCAUGUUAAAAAGUUUAACGCUGAUAAUGAAUAAAAACUGUUACCAAGAAAAAGAGGGGAGGUUAGGAAAGAAGAAAAUUGUAGGCAGGAUCUUGAGGGUACAUGUUGCAGCCACACUGCUGAACCCAAGGAGGCCUGGGCAUGACCAGUGCCUGCUGGGAAAUCACUGGGAAAUUCCAUGUGCACCACUUUGAAUUCUGUAGUGGAAGAAGAUGGGCGAUAAAUGUUACCAAUAAAUAAAGCAAAGAACAUUUUACAACCUAGUCUCAUGCAAACUGUCUAUGCUGUAGCCUCAACCCAGCAACUUUUCAAGUUGCUGCGGUGUUGCUGUUUGUGUAAAUUGCACCUUAGAACACACUUAAAACAUUCAAGGGUAUAAUUUAUCCUUGCCUAUAAAGAAUGCUGUAAGAAACAGAUGGAUAUAAAGUUAAGUUUAUUGGAAGUCAGAAUCUCUUGCUUACCAGCCCCAGACACUUUAUUACCCAUAACCAGAUGGCAGAGUGACAAGUUUUGCAUCAUUUGUGCCAGAUUUGUCACGAUAAGCACUUAAAUAGCUGAAGAUGGAGGUUGUGAGAAUGCAGUUUCAGCACUUAGAACUCCAGAAUGUGGAAACUGUUGUGGCAUUAACAGAGCUGACUCAACAUUUUAACAUCAAAACCACAUGUUCUCCUUGAGAGUAUCUUUCUUUAUGCAUUGCAAAACAUAUCAGAGGUUACUUUUGUCAGAAAUCUGGAGAAGGAUAUGUUGGUGGUUGGUUGCUCAAUGUUGGGUGCAGGUUCCUAGUCCUCUGUCUUACGGGCUGUUAAGCCCUUGCACAGCUAUUUUUUUAAAAAAAAGAGUUGAUGGGGAAAACAAAGCAGGCCAGGACCAUGGGAGGCAGUUUUAACCUUUUAUCCUCUGUCACACUUCCAGUCUAAUUUGGGGCAGAGGACCUGCAACAGUUCUUACCUGCCGGAAAGUGUUUUACUGUCCACACUGCUCAAAGUGUACGUCUUAUGGGUGUCUUUUUGCAGGAACAGUCACUGUUCAUUCUCUCCAAGAGAUCAGUAUGUAACAGGGAACCAAAAGAUCAAAAUUGCACAUUGGCAUGUGUUACUUGUGAUCAAGUAACUUGAUGUUUGUCAUGACACCGGGGAAUGUGUCACUUAACACUACUGAAAAACCCAGGUGUGAACAUGGCAGAAAAUAAGGGGAGCUUUCAGGUAAGGCGAGAAGUGAAUUAUUUCUGAGCUGCACUGCUACAGAAUAGCCGUUCUAGGGUAUCAUUGCCUGCAAGGUGUGAAAUAGUUUAACAUUAUUAAAUAAAAACAAAUAUAUUUUUGUACUUCACUAGAUAUCUGUUCCGAAUGAGCUGGUGGCACUUAUGAGUGCCAAGAGAGAUGGAGACUUGCCUGACCCAGAAGAAAGCACAAGGAAGAUAUACCGCUUCAUACAAAAUGUAAGCCGUUAUGCACUUUCAGCCCACAGUGGUCAGUUACAUAAUGUAGAUAUGCAUCAUUGGAUAACUUUGGCUUCAGCCUUGUAGGUGUAAAAUAUGUGACAUGUUGCACUGUUAUUGUUUCUAUUAUUUUUCUCUCCUUUGGGGUUAGGUUCCAAUACCCUGCUAUCUGAUUGCUUUAGUUGUUGGUGCUUUGGAAAGCAGGUGAGUAUUACUCAAUAACUGUAGAAAUUCCUCGAUUUGUAAAGUGUAGAAAUUGCUUGAGCCUGUCCUCUCUCAAGGGCUUGAGAGUGGGCUGCAGCCUGUUUAUUAAUAUUGCUACAAUGUCACUUUGGAGGAUGGUAAAAAUGAACCAGUAGGAUUCGUAUCUGAACAGGAAUCUGAAUGCACACUUCAUCUGUUGUUCUACAUUGGCUGCUAACAGAAUAUUAGAGUUCAAUCUAGCUUGUGACAGGCAAGACAACUUUCUACCUUCCCUUUCUAAUCACUUUGUAUGCAGUGAUUAUAAAACGGGCUGUUUUGGAAGCGAUUUCUGGAAUUAGACGGUAUUAGAAUAUAGCUGAGCUCCUGGAAGAAGUAGAAGUUGCAAGUGCAUGACUGGUACAUGCACAUUGUUUGGGCAGUGCAUCUUUGCAUCAGUCCUUCCAGGUCACUCCAAUUGUUGGGCUACAGAAUACUUAAAUAAAGAGGAGUGUGAAUAUCAUGACUAAGUAUGACAAAGGCUGGCAGGGAGAACUUGGUUGCAAAAGGUAAAGUGUUGAAGAAGGGUUUGGUGAAGCCCUGUCACCUUCUCCUAAUGCACAAACUCUGGCCAGGAUAUGGACUUAUGUCUGCGCCAAUCUUUGGAACCAGGGGCAAUUAAAGGAACUGUUCACAUCAGCUAUUCCCUUUCAAUAAUGCUUUUUACAGCCACUCGCUUGCCCCAGCUACUAAAAUGUCCACAAACAGCUGCAUUGAAAUUUUUGCUAAGAAAUAAGCAGCCAGGAAAUCCAAGAUGGUAUUCCUGGUUUUUCUGACUGAAUUUUGUUCUUCAGAGAGAUUGGCCCCAGAACUUUGGUGUGGGCUGAAAAGGAGCUUGUGGACAAAUCUGCACAUGAAUUUUCAGAGGUUAGUGAAAAUUAUGAUUAUAUGACUUUGGUAUAUUGUGAAAAGAUGAAUAGCUGGUAGAGGCAGUGACCAUUUUAGGUACGUCUAAUUUACACGUAGUUGCCGAUGCACAGGUCCUUUUGGACCUGGAGGAAGGCAGAACGGGAAGGGCUUAGCUGACAGUUGUGGGGGCUGGGAAUGGAGCCCCUGUGCGAAAUGGUCAUUGCCUGUACUUAAUUAUUCCUUAGAUGGCUGUACAUUUUGCAUAAGAAAAGCGAACAAGUGUUCUCCGAAGACCCUAUGUAAAGCAAACAUAUAGCAAGUUUGAACAUUAAAAGCUAAUUGACUAAGCUGACUGCAUUCCUCAGCUUCAAGAUAGUCUCAGAUAAUCACUCCACAACUCUCACCUGCAUAUAAGAUGAUUUGAAAGUGAUUGUAUCCUACCAUCCUACCUCUAGCACAGUUGUGUUUGUAUUACUGUAAUUCAAAAUGCCAUAUUUGUGACAGGUUUGUAAGUUCUUUCCCACUUCUUAAAAUAUGAAGCCACUUGUAUUAUUUCCCCACUAAUAAUGACUUUACAGACUUCCUGAAUUUCAAGUCAGGAGGGACUUGGUUUCUAUUGUCUGAGUAAAAUUCAUUCUGUACGAACAGGUCAGUUACUAUCCUGUCUGUGGUGUAUCUUAUCUCACUAAUUGGGCAUUACCUGUAUAUAUAUUAGAAUCUAUUUUAGUUUCCUGACCUUUUUUUCAGACAGAAGCCAUGCUGAAAAUUGCAGAAGACCUAGCAGGUCCUUAUGUAUGGGGUCAGUAUGACUUGCUAGUGUUGCCACCAUCAUUUCCAUAUGGUGGUAUGGAGAACCCCUGCCUCACUUUUGUGACUCCCACAUUACUGGUAAGUGUGUCUCCCUCUCUUAUGGGUUACAUUACAUAGCUUUCCUUAGGACAUCAUAUUAAAGCCAUUUAGAGUUUGGGACUUGCAUGGUGGCUUUCAUUUUGCUAAGUGACCUUAACUUAGCCUGAAUUGGGAAAUGAUACUAUAUUAAGCUUUCAUCUGACAUGGAUAAGAGAGGUAACUUUUUGAUCUCUGUUUGCUGCAGGCUGGUGACAGAUCAUUAUCCAAUGUAAGUAUAAGUCCAGCUGUACUCAAGUAUUUAUACUGAAGGUGCUCUUUUCCCCUGAAAUCUUAACAAGGUGCCUGAAACAUUAGGUGCUAUGUAUGUUUUCUAAGCAGUAAUCAUACUUGGAAUAGACGUAGACCCACUGAAAUGAAUGAAAUUUAUUUUAGAAUUUGACUAACAUUGGAGAUCACCUAUUUCUCACUGUUUACUUGUCUUAAGUUUUUAAACUUAAGUAUUAAGAAACUGAAAAUGUUGCAACUUUAUAGAGUUCUGCACAAUACAAACAGUCUGCUCAGUUAACACUUAGACCAACUGUUCGCAAAACAUUACGUGAAUUAAAAAAGACAACAAAUUAUGGUGAAUUAAAAAAACAAUAACAGCAGUGGUAGUAGCUGCUGGAGUGGAGGUUGCUGGUGAUCUGGAAACCAGAUCUAUGGAGGCUCACUGGGAUAGUGUACAUUAAACCUGCCUUUCUUGGAACAAGUGUGGUUUUAUUUUUAUCUUGUAAGUUGUUUUGGGACCCUCUUCUGUGUGUGAGAAAGGCCAAAGAAUGUAUUUAGGAUCAUGGAGUUACUGGUGCCCCCCCUUUUUUGAAUAAAAAGGCUUCUCUAUUGAAACCAUAAUAAAGCUGAAACCAAACAAAUUUUAAAAUGUUAGGUUAGAUGCCACUAAAAUGUGUAACAAAUUCAACAGUAUUUUGCAUUUUGGGAGUUGAUGAUUAAUUUCAGUGGAGGAUAACCCAAGUGCCUCCAUGAAAACAGAAGCAACUUCUGCAUGGUUAUUACCAUGUCUGCAUGGGGCCAGUUUAGGGCAUCUUUGCCACCUAAGUAGCACUCUCCUUUCUGUUACGGAUAUGUGUGUUUGUGACAAAAGAGACCGCUAUGUGCUUAUGCCACUUCUAUACAUUUCAGGUUAUCGCCCAUGAAAUUUCUCAUAGCUGGACUGGGAAUUUGGUAACAAACAAGACCUGGGAGCAUUUUUGGUAGGUGAAAUCCAAGUGCUUUUAAGACGUACUUGGCUUUUCUUUUGGUGUGCGUUUAACUCAUUAAAAGAUUUCUCUAAUUUACAGAAAUAAUGACUUGUGCGCUUGGUAUUUCAGGCUAAACGAAGGACACACAGUUUACUUGGAACGCAGGAUCGGUGGCCGGCUCUUUGGUGAGCAGUUCAGGCAUUUCCAAGCUCAGGGAGGCUGGAGAGAAUUGCAGAACACGGUGAGGGCUUCUGGUUGAUUUGAAGAUUAACUUACACAUAACUUUUCUUCAGAAACGCUGGGCACAUGUAAAGUUAAGAGCAAAUUUAUUGCUUUUAUCUGGUAUUGCAGAUAGAAUUAAUUUCUACUCCAUAUUGCGGUAAUUAUCUUUAGAAAAGUUCUAUCCUGCCUUUUGGCCUCUAAGGCAGCUUCCAGAUUAAAAAGCACAACUUCAGUAAAAAUUGGAGGGAAAUAAACAGUAUAUCAAUUAAAUAACAAAGCAGCAGUAUAAGCAUGGCAUAAAAUCAAUGGGUAAGUUUUUAAAUACAUUCCAGUGCAGGAGAUGAAUUAGGAUACAAAUACUUUGUUACCCUCCGAAAACACACAAGAGGAACAACCAGACUUCUUUUGGGAGGAAGUUCAACAAUCUGGUUGCUGGCAGGUAGAGUUCUGUUACAACUUCCAAGCACAUCAGUUUCCAGCAAUAUGUGUCUCUUUCUAGAUAAACACCCUUGGAAGCACAAACCCUGUGACUCACCUGAUCCCUAAUCUGAAAGAAGUAGAUCCUGAUGUUGCAUAUUCUUCUGUUCCGUAUGAGAAAGGCUCUGCUUUACUACUUUAUCUAGAACAGCUUCUUGGAGGGCCAGGUAUUGGUUAAUUUACCUUUAAAUAUGUGUGGCUUUUUUUCCUGUUGCAGCACUUUAUUUCUGGUUAAUGCAUCUUAUAUGUUCCCAGAUGUCUUCAUUGGCUUCUUGAGGGCAUACAUCCAGCAGUUUGCAUACAAGAGCAUAGACACGGAAGACUGGAAGAAUUUCCUGUACUCCUACUUCAAGGACAAGGUUAGGUGCUAAUUUUCCAGUUCGAGAUUCUAGAGUGUAACCCCAUCAAGAGCAGCCAGGCUCCGAUCCCUUUGGCUAUGCAACAAAUGUCAGCAAGAGUUAUAGUGUCAUAGGAAAGUAAACUUCCACCUAGAAAAAACUUGUACUGCAGGUACCCCUCUCUCCUAUCUCCUAGAAGUUCCCAUAUUGCAGAGAUAUGUGUACCUCUCCUGAUUAGCUCUCUGCUUACUUGUGUUUAUCAUGCAACAACAGUGUUAAUUGAAAAGUUUAAUCUGACAGUGAGUCAUUCUCCCCUCCCCCAAAAAAGUCCACUUUGCUGAAUGAUUUUUUGAGGGCUUAGUCUUCUGAAGUCUGUAGCUUUCAGUUUCACAACGCCUUCUCAAUUAUGCCAUCUUUGCUGUGUCAUCAGUGCGGCAAAAUGCUGGUAGAACCACACAUUACACUGGUCUUGUUAUAUAUGGAAUUAGGCAUGAAAGGAGUAGAAGAAACCUCAGAUUUCACCAUUCAAGUUAUUCUAAUCAUUUCAUCUAUAUGUGAUUCCCAUUAAUAUUAUCAAUGAACAGUUAAAAACAAGUCUUCAAAAACAUUGGAAUCAAUAUGAGUUUCAAAGAAAUAAAACACUUCCAAGAUUUUGGAUAAUUUGUUGGUAUGUUCAUUUUAGGUUGACCUUCUUAACAAAGUUGACUGGAAUGCAUGGAUGAACACUCCCGGCAUGCCUCCAGUAAAACCAACGUAAGCACACAAUCUUUUGCUGUAACAUUUCUAUUUGUUUUGAAAGAGCACCUCUGUAUAUUUAAUAAUAAUCGUGUUUAUUUAAUUAUAAUAUAAUUUAAAUUAAAUAUAUAAUUAGAGCUAUUUAUAUAACUGAAUUGAUUAGAAUUUAAUAUUCAAUUAUAUAUUUAAUAAAAAUAUAUCCUUGAUUAUAUUAGAUCCUUAAUAUAAUCACUUUUCCUAUUUUUAAAUUUUUUAUUUAUAGUCAAUUUUACACACACACACACACACACUUUAUUUAACUUGAUUUGAUCCUUUUGGACUGGGGUAAGAAAUGUUUUAAGUAUGACUAUAGCAGAUGAUCUAAAUGCAGCAUAAGCAUGUCUCUUUCAAUAAUAAAAAAUAUUCCUCAAACACCUGCACAGUUUUGGUUAUGCCAAUUUCUAAAUGUGUCUGCUCUAUAAAAUGUUCCUUUAGACUUCAUUUUUCGUUUUCUAUUGUGGCUUGUAACAGUAAUAUAGUCUAUUCUAUUUCUUCAAAGCCAGAUGUGAUCAGUGAGGAGUAUAAAAGAGAGCUACUCAUAAGCUAUAUUGUAGCAGCUGGCAAGAUAGAAUUUGGAUGUGUGCUCUAGAUACAAAUGCAUGUGUUCUGUUUAUGUUCAAGAUACAAACCUUUUCUAAACAAGACAUACUCAUUUUUAUGUCUUCACCAGGUAUGAUUCAACGUUGUCAAAUGCUUGUGUUGCCUUGAGUCAAAGAUGGGUCAAAGUGAGUUAAUGUCUCAUGUACAUAACGUGUUAAAGACAUGUUGAGUGAAUUACUUGUAAGUGUUUUAUUUUGCAUUGUCUUUCAACAUGCAUAACUGGGGAUUCAAUGCAAUGUAGAAUUUAGUAAAGUCAAUUUAUAAUUGAGGCAAACUUCAGAUUUUAUUGAAUUUUUUAUUUAACUUCAGACUUCUUAUUUUUUUGACAUGAGCUUGCAAACUUCUCUUACAUUAGAGGCAGUAAAUGUGGUAUAGGGGGAGAUAGGGUGUUGGAGGUUGGGCAGAUCAGAUAAAGAGAAGGGGCUAUUGCUCAAAAGCUAAGGCAUUUUCUGAAUCUUCCUUCAGGGUCAUGGCUGCUGUCUCAGCCUGCCUCUCUAGUCUGGUGCUGUUUUAAGAACAAGUUAGUCAUAAUACAGUACUUUAUUCAUGAUUUGAUUAUGGAUCGGGGGAUAGAUAGAGGUGGGUUGGGCUGAUUUGAUCCACUUGUGCCCAUCUGGGUAUCUACUGACAGAUCAGCUGAAAGGUCACUGUAAUUCAUAAGGAUUCCAUGCAGAUAGCAUUCCUCACAAGAGAAAAGAAUCCAGAGCCCUUGAGUUAUUCUUUUGACUUUUAUGUAUCCAAAUGGGGUUUUCUAAACAAAUUAAAUUCAAAUCUUAACUUCUGGUGUUUAGAAUCAAAGACAAUAUCCCCCUGUAAUUUCUUAAAGGUCUGCUUCUCCAAUUUCCUCCUAAUUCUGCUUGUCUUAUAGGCUACGGAAAACGAUCUUGGCUCCUUCAGCUCAGCUGAUAUAAAAGAGUUGUCUUCACACCAGCUUAUUGAGUUUCUUGCACUACUGCUGCUGGAGGUAAAUAUAGGCAAAAGGGUUUUUUUUUACCUUUCAGGAUAAACGUUUGUGGCGCCAUCUUGUUGCGUUUCCAAGUUUGUAGAGUGAAAUUUAGGGGAGGUUGGUAUCCGUUUGUCUCGAGAGACAAUGAAGGAGUGCUGUUGGAAGGUGUCAGUUCCUGUUGUGGCUAUAGAGACAGAUGCAGGAGAGGCGUGUUUUGUUGCAGCUGGGGCAGAUGAAGGCGUUCAGUUAUUAGUCAUAGCAUGUUCAUUUCUCUCUUCCAAUGACUGUUAGAUCUUGUCAUCUUAGUAGAUAAGAGACUAAGUCUUAGUCGUACCUUGGUUCACGAAUGCCUUGCGAGUCGAACGUUUUGGCUCCUGAACACUGCAAACCCAGAAGUGAGUGUUCCGGUUUGCAAAUGUUCUUUGGAAACCAAACGUCUGACACAACUUCUGCGGCUUCCGAUUGGCUGCAGGAGCUUCCUGCAGCCAAUCGGAAGCCAUGCCUUGGUUUCCGAACAUUCUGGAAGUCAAACGGACUUCUGGAACAGAUUCCAUUUGACUUCUGAGGUACCACUGUACUUCCAGCUUAUUGCUGUGCUUAUAUCGAGUUGUAGAACCACUGUGGGAUGUUGGUAUCUUGUCCUACUGUUCUGACCACCCUGAACAGUAUACAUGCACUUUGGCAGCAGACUGCAGAAUGAGCGCCAUUUUGUUGCUUACAACUUUGGUCUGUGUGUCAUUUCAGAAACAUGUGGUCCUAUUGUGCGGGCACAAUGGCUUCUUGCUCUAGAACUCUAGAGCUGGCGCAGUUAUUUAGAAGUGAAGAGUCAUUGACUUGAUGUUGCUUUUCUUCCUACCCCUCUGUACUUGUACCCCUCUUGUCUUAUAUUUUUAGAAUCCUCUUCCAGUGAGCCAUGUAAGACGAAUGCAGGAAGUUUAUGACUUCAAUGCUGUGAACAACUCUGAAAUUAGAUUCAGGUUUGUAAAAUGUUAUGAAUAUUCUGAAAUUUUACGAAUGUAAUGUACUGAUACUAUAUAGUAGUAACUUUUAUUUAAAUCUGCAGUCGAAUUGCCUCUUAUAUAUAUAAAAUAUAAAUGAAAGCACAAUUUCAUAGAACUGAGCAGUGAUGUGUGUGCACAUUUAUACCUGAGGUUGUAAAACAACUGAGAAAACAAAUAAACCUGUUCGUCCCUGGUAUAGAUCCCUGAAAGUAGUUUUGAAUACUGUCCAACCAGGCUUAGCUGGUUGCAAAAUUCUAAACUUACCUGUUUAUUUAGAGAUACAUGCAAGCAUGUGGUUUGUGGGGCCCUAACAUCUUGCCAAUGAGAUCCAAAUUCAUUGAAUAAGCAAUCUUAGAUGCAGAAUAAACUAUGCAAGCAUUUUAAAUAUAUAUAAAUUUAAAGAUUAUUACUUAUAUCCCACAUUUCCUUCAAAGAGCAAAGGGUGGUAUAAAUGGUUUGGUCUUCACAGAAUCCCUGUGAGGUAGAUUAGACUGUGACAGUGACUGUCCUGAAGUAUCCCAGGUCCUAGUCCCAACUCUUUGGAGACUGCUUGUUGUUAAACUUGGAUUUUCUUGAUCUUGAUUUAGCUGACUAAAGGCUAAUUCUGCUUUUCAGAUGGCUGCGUCUCUGCAUUCAAGCCAACUGGGAAGAUGCCAUUCCUUUGGCCCUGAAGAUGGCUACAGAACAAGGCAGAAUGAAAUUCACUCGUCCUUUGUUUAAGUAAGACAAUUACCUAAGCAGGCAGGCAGUGGUUCAAUAUAGGAAGUUCUCUGCAUCUUACAUGUUAAAUAUGUGCAAAGUGGUUCUUCAAAGAUAAAUGGUACUUGUCUUGAUUUUUUAAAAAAGUCGUUUAAAAUUUAUUUUGUGGCGUCUAUUUCAGGGACCUCUAUAAAUUUGACAAAUCCCGUGCUCAAGCUGUCAGUGCUUUCCACCAGCACAAGGCUUCCAUGCAUCCAGUGACUGCGAUGUUGGUAACCAAAGACCUGGGACUCGACGGACAAACAGCCCAACCUUUGCAGACCUAAGGAUAAACUCCGAUAAGAAAACGACUUUCUUCUCCCCACUCCCUCUGUGAAAAAUCAUUGUAACUUGCAUGUUUGAUUACUGAACUAGCUUUCUGUUCUGAUGCUGAAUCAAUAAGCGCCCCCUGCCUCCCACCCCUGAUUAUUCAUGCUGGCAUCUAUAUCUUGUGCCUCAUUUAAAAUUCUGCAAAACCGGGGAAAAAUAAGAUAUAUUUUGACACUGCAUUUGGCACUUCACCACACGUAGCAUUCAUAGUUUUGCUACAUGUACUGCUUUAUUUGAAGCAAUAAAUCUUUUAUGAUAAAUCGG